AUGGUGUCCGCUAUCGAAAAGUCUGGUGCUAAUGUGCCAGAUGGUGGUGCAGAAGGCAAGCGGCUCAGUGUAGAGGAGAAAGGCGACGUCGUUGAGCUUGCAUCGUCCUAUACCGAGGAAGAAGAAAGGAGAGUACUCCGCAAGAUUGAUUACACUAUUCUUCCUAUGAUGUGCUUCAUCUUCUUUCUACAAUACUUGGACAAGCAGACCUUGAGCUAUGCAUCUGUUUUCGGUCUCAUCACAGAUCUUGGCAUGUCUAGUACCCAAUAUUCGUGGUGUACUUCGAUCUUUUACAUUGGCCAGCUAGUCGCCGAGUAUCCCUUCAUCUACCUGAUGUCUAAACUACACCUCACCAAAUUCGUUGGUGUAACAGUUGUUAUAUGGGGCAUUAUUUGCAUGUGCUUGGCAGCGCCGCAUAGCUUUGCUGGUUUUGCAGCAGUCCGUUUCUUGCUCGGUUUUGCGGAAGGUGCUGUGUCUCCAUCAUUUGUAACGAUAACUGCAAUCUGGUAUCAGAAAGACGAGCAUGCCGUCCGGACAGCACUCUGGGUAACAAUGAAUGGAAUUGCACAAGUGAUCGGAUGUCUCCUGAUGUAUGGUAUUGGUAAGAAUAACACGCUAUCUUUGGCACCUUGGCGGACAAUCUUCAUUGUUUGUGGCGCUAUCACAACCGCUGCAGGCGGUGCCUUUUAUCUCAUGAUGCCGAAUGGCCCUAAAGACGCCUGGUUCCUAAACGCUAGAGAGAAGGAGGUCCUGUCAGCACGAAUGGCGAAGGACCGUGAAGGAGGGGACAAGACUUCAUUUUCUGUGCGACAACUUAGAGAGGCUCUCCUAGAUGGAAAGUCAUGGUUCGUUCUUGGCUUCGGAGUUUUAGUAACAAUGCAGUCACCAGUACUUACGUUUGCUUCUCUUGUCAUCAACACGAUUGGAUACGACAAGUACCAAACGAUGCUGUAUACAGCGCCGUCAGGGGCAGUUCAGGUUUUGCUUCUUUGGAUUGGGGUAGCAGGUUGUUGGUUGUUUCCUCGCAAUCGCACAUUGGUGGUGCUGGUGUUGAUCAUCCCUCCGCUCAUUGGUACAGUUCUCCUCCUGAAGCUGUCGACUGAUUCGGGCUGGGGUAUGAUUAUUGCUUCCUGGCUUGCGUCGUGCAUUACUGCCGUCAUGUCACCUUUACUGUCCUUGACAGCAUCAAACGUCAAGGGAAAUACGAAGCGUUCUGUCGUCAGUGCCAUGUUCUUCAUUGGAUAUUGUGCUGGCUGCAUUGGUGCACCGCAAUUGUGGACAGACAAACCUCGGUAUUUUAAAGGUGUUGUGACCGGCAUUGUCACUUGGUGCCUCUUGUUCAUUGUCGUUGCAGCGUAUCGUUUCGUGUGCAUACGCGACAACGCUGCUCGCGACAAAUGCGCAGCCGCACACCAACAUGUGGAUGGUGUCGCUACACAUACGCAAGUUGUGUUAGAUAAGUACGGUGCGCCACGCACAGACCUGACUGACAAGGAAGACGCGAGAUUUCGAUAUAGUUGGUAG
Truncatella angustata is the source of this 1524-nucleotide messenger RNA. Its product is annotated as major facilitator superfamily transporter. The record is from RefSeq and is a predicted model, not a curated record. Gene Ontology annotation, molecular function: allantoate transmembrane transporter activity; dipeptide transmembrane transporter activity. Gene Ontology annotation, biological process: tripeptide transport; allantoate transport; dipeptide transport. The transcript has 8 exons. NCBI's taxonomy places the organism in Eukaryota, Fungi, Ascomycota, Sordariomycetes, Amphisphaeriales, Sporocadaceae. Bases 1 to 1524 code for a protein of 507 amino acids. Gene Ontology annotation, cellular component: plasma membrane.